This is a messenger RNA of Triticum aestivum (bread wheat), 2343 nucleotides long. RefSeq lists its product as uncharacterized. The record is from RefSeq and is a predicted model, not a curated record. Lineage: Eukaryota; Viridiplantae; Streptophyta; Magnoliopsida; Poales; Poaceae. Gene Ontology annotation, molecular function: protein binding. Bases 333 to 1976 code for a protein of 547 amino acids. The transcript is spliced from 12 exons.
GAUCGAUCGACCCGCAUCAGGCCUUCCCUCCCACACCCGCGACUCCUCUUUCCCCUUCUCCAGCCCUAGCCGCACGCAGCAGCCGAUGGCGCACAGCACUUGACCGCCGGCGGCCGCGCCCUCCGCUGCCGCUAGUCCAUGCCGUGACCCGCCCUUCCCCGCCCCGCUCGCCCUCGUCCUCCGCCGUCAGCGACCGCCUUCCCUGCCGCGAAUCGAGCUCCUCCGCCGCGAUUCGACCACCGAAGCACGCAGGCUGCGUCGAUUCUCUGCCUCCCCGACCACCUCUUCCGAAUUUUGGAAGCCCCGGCUCCCUUGCCGAAUCGAUCACUGAGAUGGAAGCCAACCAAACCCCAAGAAGCAUGCCCAUGGUGCCGACGAUGCGCCCCCGCCUCCCUUGGCGAGUCCAUCACCGAGACGGAGGCGCUCUUUUGGCCGGCCUAGCCAACCAAACCCUAAGAAGCUCGGUCAUGGCGCCAACCACGCGGGAAGAGGUGUCGGGAUCCAUGGAGGCCCAACCGGAAGCCGCACCGCCAUCGCAGCGAGGCAAGAGGAAGAAAACCUCCGCGGAUUCGUCGCCCGCAGCAUCUCAACCAGGCAAGAGUGAAGCCUUGGAGCCGUCCGAGAGCGAGAGGCGGAAGAGAACCCACAAGAGCGACGACGAGAAGAAAGCCACCACGAGCAAGGGUGAGCAGGCGGCUUCGGCUUCACCGAGCGCAUUGGACGCCUCUUCCUCCUCGUCCUCUACGGUCAGCUCUCCCCUGCGUCGGCCUCAUUCCCCUGCCUGCCUCCGAGAAUUUACACAUGACGAGGGCCCUGAGGUUGUGGCUGCCAUUGAAGCUUAUGAGGAGUUGGAAUCCAAGUACCUUGCGAAAUUAAAGCGCCAACAGGAGCUCGUAACACUUGAUCCGUCUAUGCCUUAUUCGUGUAUGGUAAAUGCGGACUUGCAGCGUGUUCGUGAGUCUGCAACAAAAACAGUUCUCCAAGUGGCUAAAGUUAUUCUUCGCUUUUCAUCCUUUAUUGACGGUAAACUGAUGGCACAAUCAUCUGGCUUUUUAAUUGAUUGGGAUGAGGGGACUAAAGAGGGCACUGUUCUGACAUCUGCGCGCAUAAUCUGCUCAAAAUAUACAGUCCGAAGCCAGUGGUCAGGUACAGAUGAGUAUGCACCUAAUGCUGAGGUUGUUGCUUAUUUAUUGGAUCAAGAUGAUACUACUGUACCUGCACACUUGCUUCAAUAUGACAAGCACAUCAAUAUUGCCUUGUUUAAGGUUGAUAUAGACUUGUGUGCUAAGAUUCCUACCUUCAAUAAUGAAGUGUUCUAUGGUCAAGACAUAUUUGUGCUUGGUAGAGACGAAGAUCUAAAUUUGACUGUGCAUCAUGGAUGUGUUCAAUUUAUGGGCCCAACUACAUAUGAACGUCAUCACCAUUUGUUCACUGGUUGUGUGAUUAAGCAGGCUAGCAUUGGAGGACCCGUUAUUGAUUUUAAUGGGCAAGUUUUGGGGAUGGCUAAUUUUCCAGGAACAGCAUUUAUCCCUUGCUCUAUUAUAUUGAAGUGCUUGGAUAUGUGGAAAAAAUUUCAGUGUAUCCCUCGGUUGCAUAUUGGGAUGAAGCUUUCAGCCAUUAAAUAUCUAGAUCCAAUUCGUGCGGAGAAGAUCUUCCGUAAGUGUAAUGUCGAUUCGGGUCUAAUAGUUAUUGAGGUGUCACAUGGAUCAAUUGCUGAGGAACUAGGAGUUAGACCUGGUGAUAUCAUUUACUCCAUGAACGGAGAGUGCAUUGCUACCACAGUGGAGUUGGAGAACUUAAUUAUGAGAAUAUGCGGGACUUAUCUUGAACAAGGAGGAGCCAUCGGUUCCUGCAUGGACAUACCAGUUGGUAUAUUGCACAUGCGGAAAGGUCGCAAAGGUCCGAGUCGCACUUUAAGCCUGAUAUUAAAUGUAUCAGAUGACGUAGAGGUGUUCAAAAGUGAUAUGGAUUUCUGACUUGUCUCUGCAGUAGAGAGUGCCUAAUUGUGUGAUGAAGAAAGAGAAGAUAAGCAAGAACAUUAAUCAACGAAUUGGAGUGUGCUUGUAGGCAUGACACUAGCGUAACUGUCAGGAUGAAAGGUUGUAGGACGUACUAAGAAUACACUUAAGUGAUUUCAGGGCUGCUGUUCAAAGUUACAUUAUGGGCACUCGUUGAUGAUGGUUCCAGGACACGCACUAAUGUCGGAAGAACAUUUGCUGACAUGAAUGUAUUUUUUUGUAUUAUUAUUAUUGACGUUUGAAAUAGCUUUUCAAUUCCCAGAUGUAGUGCUUAUGUCUGUAUUGAUGUCCUUUGUAUAAAGAGUAGAACUAAACGUCGGCAUUA